This is a messenger RNA of Tarenaya hassleriana, 2589 nucleotides long. RefSeq lists its product as uncharacterized. The coding region runs from base 1 to 2589 and encodes 862 amino acids. Lineage: Eukaryota; Viridiplantae; Streptophyta; Magnoliopsida; Brassicales; Cleomaceae. The record is from RefSeq and is a predicted model, not a curated record. The transcript has 2 exons.
AUGGAUACAACCACGAAACUGAUCCCAAUCACCCUAAACGGUGACAAUUUCUUCUAUUGGACCAAGGCUGCGACGGCGGCACUAAAUAGCAAAGGACUAUGGGAGCAUAUCUCUAUCGAAAAGAAGUCUCCUCCUCCACAAGAGGUGGCUGCCGAAGGAGAGACUCAAGAACAGACCCAUCAACGUCUUGCACGCAAUCGGCAAGCUACGUUGGAUUUUACAAAAUGGAAGCAAGAAGACAGCCAAGCACUUGUGAUUUUGCAAGGCUCGCUGGAUCCUCACUUGCUCCCUACGUUUAUCACCCAUGCCUCGGCUAAGUCUCUUUGGGAGGCUCUUAACAAGGUGUAUGGGAAUUUAUCUAACGUGAGUCGAAUUUUCGAACUCAAACGCAAGCUCUCUCAUCUUCAGCAACAUGAUCAGCCACUUAACAAGGUUCAAGGGGAAUUUUCUGCGUUAUGGGCAGAACUUGAGGAACUGCGACCAACGUCCACAGAUCCGACGAUAGUCAUCCAACGAGCCGAGGAUGAUAAGGUUUUUUCGUUUCUUUCGACCCUUAAUCCUUUGUUUAAUGACUCGAUCUAUCAUGUGCUGCGACAGACAAAGUUACCAACGUUUGAGGAGCUUUGUAUGUUGCUGAAAAGGGAAGAGGGAGGACGAAAUCUUUUUUCGAACCCCCCGGAACUUGCUCAUCUUGCUCACAGGCCUUCAACAUCGCUCGUUCCAUCUAAAGAACGAAAACAAUAUUUUUGUGAGCAUUGUAAGAAGUCCGGGCACUCGAUGGAGAGAUGUUGGGUGCUUCAUCCGCAUAUGAAACCAACACGUUACAAAGAAAACCCUCGCAAAGGUUCGGCGAUGUCGGCUCAACACGAAUCAGAGAACAUGCUUGGUCUUACAACUGAUGAGAUGAAGGGUCUCAAACAUCUCCUCCAAUCUCUCAACAAAGAUACCGGUAAUCUCUCUCGUUCUCCUUCCAUUAUUCUUGAUUCGGGUGCAACAACCCAUAUGUUUUGUGAUGAAUCUUUGUUUGAAAGCUUUUCCCCGAGUCAUGGAGUUGUCACGGUUGCCAAUGGUAAGAAUGUGCCAAUAAAAGGCAUCGGUAAAGUUAAGGUAUUUGACCGAGUUAUCUCGGCUCUAUAUGUACCCGCGUUUCAUGCUAAUUUGCUCUCCGUCUCUAAAUUUAUUGAAGAAUCUUCUUGUCGUGUUAUAUUCGACUCUAACGGCGUUACUUUUCAGGAUAUUGACUCGGGACGUGUCUUUGGAAAAGGAUCACGGACGGGAAAUCUAUUCUAUCUAGAAGACAAUCACUUUAGCUUUCUUUCUAUUUCACCUAGUGUGUGGCAUGCCCGUUUAGGCCAUCCACAUGCUAAGGUUUUUCAUUUGCUUAUUCCACACGUUAAGACAUUUGAUACUCAUUGCGAGGCGUGCCAUCGAACUAAACUAGAUCCGAAAAGCAACCGUUGUAUCUUCCUCGGUUAUCCAGCUAAUCAAAAGGGAUAUAUAUGUUAUCAUCCUCCAACAAACCGAGUUUACACUUCCCGCGAUGUUAUAUUUGUCGAAGAUAUAAGCUACUUCGAUGACUGUAAUUGGAGGGCAAUAGAGAACCUUGUUGCGCAAGGAACAGAAGGACCCGACAGCAUUGGACGACUUAUCACCACAUUUCAACAACUCGGAGUUCACAGCUCACUCUUCCGAACUUCUGCUCCUUCGGAGAAUCUCCACGCCGACGGUAUUCCUUGCUAUCUUCCAAAUUCUCUUAAUGAAACGUCUGUUACUAACCAUGCAGAUCCAUGCAAUACACCACCACUCCUUGGUCCUUCACGUGAGGGGGAAGAUGUUGACUUCAUACCUAUUCAUGCUCCUGAAAGAGAGACACGUGUAUCAGAGUCAAUUACAGAUGAUGUUUCCUUCAUACCUAUUGAUAAUCCUCAAAUAGAGACACGUGACAAAGACAAUGCUUUUGUCCCUUUGCACAUCGAUACUUCUCCGACGCAUGACGAACACGCGGAAACAUCACUCGAUGCGGACGUCGAACAUGUCCAGCCCACAUGCAAUCCAUCGCUUCGCCGAAGCUCCCGGACACGUAAGCCGACAUGGAAGAUCAGAGAAACAAACUCCUCUCAUCACGUUGCUCACCCUAUCGAUAAGUUCUCUUCUCUUCAAUACUUUCCAACUAACGAACAGAGUUUCUUAAGCAUUGUGGAACAGGGAGAGGAGCCUACCUCUUAUACUAAGGCUAAAGAUAUCGAUGUUUGGCGGCAUGCUAUGACAGAAGAACUUGCUGCCCUCGAAAAAAAUGGCACUUGGGAGAUGACGGAUCUACCCCCGGGAAAACAAGCGGUCGGGUGCAAAUGGGUAUUCAAGAUUAAGUAUCGCAGUGACGGUACUAUUGAACGCCACAAAGCUCGCCUCGUCGCCAAAGGAUAUACACAAACUUAUGGCGAUGACUAUAACGAGACAUUUGCUCCGGUCGCAAAACUUCCCACGGUACGUGUUCUCUUAUCUUUAGCCGUUAACCUUGAUUGGCAGUUGUGGCAAAUGGAUGUGAAGAACGCCUUCCUCCAAGGUGAUCUUGAAGAAGAGAUCUUAUGA